GGGGCCCCGAAGGCUGCAAAGAUCGGUACAUUGAGCUCCAAAGAGAUGCUCUUCUUCAGUGAAUCAGUGUACGUCGCAGGUCACAGGUCUGCGUUUGUCCAAGGGUUUGGCGAUCGGAGACCAUUAAUGAGGGCCUGCAAUCUGCACAUGCCUGCAGCCUGACCGCUCCGCGCUCCGGACGAUGGAAUUGGGACGGGCACUCGUCGCCUGGAUUUAGUUCGUUGUUCCUGUUGUGAAGCAAGCGGUUGGGACGGCGCAGUUGUGUUCUGCACUCGUGCAGCCCCAGCCAGAGCCGCCGGCCCACCAUGUCGCGGAAAUUGAUUGUUGGAGGGAACUGGAAAUGUAAUGGAACUCAAGACGAUGUGAAAAGGAUUGUUGAGUUCUUGAACAAGGCGGAAGUUCCAUGCACAAACCAUAUCGAGGUGGUGAUUGCGCCUCCCGCCCCUUUCCUGCCCAUUUUGAGAAGUACCCUUCGGAGUGACUUUAACCUCGCGGCUCAGAAUUGCUGGACUGGCAAGGGCGGUGCUUUUACAGGAGAAAUCAGUGCGGAGAUGUUAAUGAACCUGAACGUUCCGUGGGUAAUUCUUGGACAUUCGGAGAGAAGAACUCUUCUCGGCGAAUCAGACGAGAUGGUGGCAGAGAAGGUGGCCUACGCUCUAAGUCAGGGCAUGAAGGUCAUACUUUGUUGCGGCGAGACAUUGGAGCAAAGAGAAAAGAAUGAGACGACGAUGGUUGUGGCCCGUCAAAUUAAGGCUGUUGCAGAUAAGAUUCAAAGUUGGAAUAACGUAGUCAUAGCAUACGAGCCAAUCUGGGCAAUUGGAACAGGCAAAGUUGCAACCCCUCAGCAGGCUCAGGAAGUACACGCUAACAUUCGUGCGUGGUUGAGCCAAAAUGUGGGCGAAGCCGUAGCGCAGGCCGUACGUAUCCAAUACGGAGGAUCCGUCACUGCUGCGAACUGUAAAGAAAUUGGCUCCCAACCAGAUGUCGAUGGGUUCCUUGUUGGUGGUGCUUCCCUCAAGCCCGAGUUUGCAGAUAUCCUUAACGCCAGGAUCAGUAUCCGUCAUUGAAAACCCGGAGGGAAAGUCGACGGAUCUAAAUGGGACAGACCAGGUAGUAUGUAGAAACUUUUGGCAGUCCAUAUGUAGCUUCUUAACUCGAGAAUUUUUUUUCCCGUGUGAGAGCACUGUAUAGGAAGUCCAUCAAAACGUCGUUACCCCAUGUUUCAAUCAGUUCUGAGCCCUGGAUCACAUUCAGUCUGAAGUUUGUGCCCUACUUACUCACGAACAGAUGCAAUGCAAUUUUUUCCUCCGAUUUAUUCGAUUAACAACAGCUGGACAGGCCAGACACAAUACUUACAAGCUGUUUGGCAAUAAGACCACCCGGUCGAUGAAAGUCAAACAGAUCUUCCACCCUCAAAUAAAAACUUGU
Marchantia polymorpha subsp. ruderalis is the source of this 1428-nucleotide messenger RNA. The record is from the annotation of a GenBank genome assembly. NCBI's taxonomy places the organism in Eukaryota, Viridiplantae, Streptophyta, Marchantiopsida, Marchantiales, Marchantiaceae.